AUGGAUAAUUUUGAACGAACGGAACGCGAACUUUUAGAACAAUCAAAAGUCGCUACGUUAGGUGAAUUUUUCAUAUGGUUACAAAGAUGUGAGGAGUGCAUCGAACAACUCGAGGAACGUAAUCGUGUCAAGCGUCCUCGACUUGCUAUCGGACUAAGACAAUCUAUGGUGGCGAGAAUCGCUCGACUCGCGGGUGAAAAGGUGCGACUGGAAAGACGUUUUAUGCACGUUGGUGGUAACUACGCGAGCAUUAGUGACGAUACUAAUAACGCAAGACUUGAGUGGCGUGAAAUAGAUACUGCAUUCGAGAGCCUCGCGCUAAAAGACAUUAAAAAAUUCGAGCGACUCAAUAACAACAUUUCCAUUAAUGUGUACGGCAUCGAAGAGGAAAGAUUUAUCCCCCUGCGACUUUCCGAUGACAAGAAGGACAAACACGUAAACUUAUUGUACAUGCAAGACGAGGGCAACGUGGGACACUUCACGUGGAUAAAAAAUCUCUCCCGGCUCGUGGGAUCACAAUUGAGUAAAAAGGAACACAAAAAGUACAUUUGUGAUCGAUGCCUACAUUACUUUAGUUCUGAGGAAAAGUUAGAAUCACACACAGCGGACUGUAAUCAGAUGAACGACUGCGCAAUACUUUUACCGAGUGAAAAAGACAAGUGGUUAAAAUUCCAUAACCCCAAACACAAGGAGCGGCUACCCUUCAUCGUAUAUGCCGAUUUGGAGUGUGUGCUGCAGAAGACGCAAUCUAACAUGGAGCAAGAAUCAACAUCAUACAAAUACCAACACCAUCAGGUAUUUAGCAUUGGAUACUACAUGCAAUGCUCAUUUGACGAUACGUUAUCCGUGUAUAGAUUUCGUCGCGAUCCUGAUUGCGUCACGUGGUUUACAAAACAGCUAGAAGAAUUGUUACAUAAUGUUAAGAUGCGUUUAUCCGCUAAUGUUCCCAUGAUUCCAUUGUCAAAAGAACAGUGGGAGGUAUACCGUAACGCGACACGUUGUCAUAUUUGUAAUAAUUUGUUCGAGCCGGAUGAUACGCGAGUGCGCGAUCAUUGCCAUUUAACCGGUAAAUAUUGUGGUCCUGCACAUUCAAAUUGCAACUUGAAUUAUAAAAAUUCAUAUUACAUUCCAAUAGUUUUCCACAAUUUAUCAGGUUACGAUUCACAUUUCAUAAUAAAGGAAAUAGCAACCGCGUUUGAAGGUGAAGUUAGUUUACUACCAAUCACAAAAGAAAAGUACAUUUCUUUUACCAAAACCGUUAAAGAUACCACCGAAGAAGAUUCACAAAAACAUGUCCAGUUAAGAUUCAUAGAUUCAUUCAGAUUUGUUAACACUAGUCUUGAUAAAUUAGCGUCAUAUCUCAAUACCGAUAAAUUAAAAAUUGUACGUUCAGAAUUUUCAAAUUUAUCUAGUGAAGAAUUUAGUUUAUUAACGCGGAAGGGUGUAUUUCCUUAUGAAUAUGUGAAUUGCGCGGACAAGUUGCAGGACACGUGUUUACCGCCGCGCGAAUCAUUUUACAGUAACCUGACCAGUGAUACGGUGUCCGAGAGCGAUUAUGCGCAUGCUGAGAAUGUCUGGAAGCGAUUCUCUAUUCAAACGCUAGGUGAAUACAGUGAUUUAUAUUUAAAAACAGAUGUUUUGUUAUUAGCUGACAUUUUUGAAAAUUUUCGUGACACAUGUAUUCAAAGUUAUGGUCUCGAUCCUGCACAUUAUUAUACACUCCUCGGAUAUACGUGGGACGCUAUGCUAAAAUAUACUAAAAUUACAUUUGAACUACUCACAGACAUUGAAAUGAUAUUGUUCAUUGAGCGCGGUAUACGUGGAGGUUUAAGUCAAUGUUCAGGUAGAUAUGCGCAAGCGAAUAAUAAGUACAUGCAGUCGUACGACUCAUCUAAACCGUCGUCGUAUCUGAUGUACUUCGACGUCAAUAAUUUAUACGGAUGGGCAAUGUGCCAACCUUUGCCUUACGCUAAAUUUCAAUGGGUUGAAGAUAUCUUAAAUUUUAACGUGAACGCAAUCGCUCCGGAUUCAUCCACUGGUUACAUUCUCGAGGUUGAUCUCGAGUAUCCUCAAAAUCUUCACGACGCGCACGCCGAUCUACCGUUCUGUCCGACGCGCGACAAGCCGCCCGGUACGCGAGAAGAGAAAUUGCUUGCAACUAUUUGCGAUAAGAAGCGUUACAUCAUUCAUUAUCGCAACUUGCAACAAUGCAUGCGUCAUGGUCUCGACGUAACACAAAUACACCGCGUGUUAAAAUUCGCACAAUCUCCAUGGCUCCGCAAGUAUAUAAAAUUAAACACACAAUUCCGAACCCUUGCAAAAAAUGAUUUCGAAAAAAAUUUAUAUAAACUUAUGAAUAAUGCGGUAUUGGGGAAAACUAUGGAGAAUGUGCGCAAUCACGUUGACGUAAAACUGUUAACGAAAUGGGACGGACGGUACGGCGCGGAGGCAAUGAUCGCAAAACCUAAUUUUCAUAGUAAAAGCGUAUUUUCGGAGAACCUAAUCGCUAUCGAACUGCGUAAUCUCGAGGUGAAAUUCAACAAGCCGAUCUACGUAGGAAUGUGUAUACUCGACAUUUCCAAAAUCUGUUUGUAUGAAUUUCACCACGAGUACAUGCUACCACUGUAG
Monomorium pharaonis (pharaoh ant) is the source of this 2628-nucleotide messenger RNA. RefSeq lists its product as uncharacterized. The transcript is spliced from 3 exons. NCBI's taxonomy places the organism in Eukaryota, Metazoa, Arthropoda, Insecta, Hymenoptera, Formicidae. Gene Ontology annotation, biological process: DNA replication. Gene Ontology annotation, molecular function: nucleotide binding; DNA-directed DNA polymerase activity; DNA binding. The record is from RefSeq and is a predicted model, not a curated record. Bases 1 to 2628 code for a protein of 875 amino acids.